GAUCCUUCAAGGCUUCAUUACUGGUCUGAGCCGAGAUGAGUAACAUGGCCAUGGACCAGCAGCAGAUCACAGCUCGACCCAGGACGCCGGUCCCCACUCUCUGGUUCGAGUUUCUCUUGGAUGCUAGUCUGCUCCCGAAACACCUAGCCCAGGAGAAUCCAGAACCAACCGCCACACAGCUCUUGGUACAGUUUGUGGACCAGUCCAUUAAAACCCAAGGGGAGGAGGAGUCGGAGCAGCAGAAACGCAAGGCCACCUCGCUGAAGAGCCUGGCAUUGCAGGUUGCUGCGCAUCUCAACUGGAAUAUCACCAGACUGCAGAAGGACAUGCCCCUCUUCAUGGUGCACAAGGUUCUCAAGGAUUUUGUGGAGUCGGUCUCGCCUCCCAAUCUGAACAUCCAACCCGGUACGGACGUCUGCAGUCUCAGUGAUUCGGUGCUGGUAGCUUUGGCAGUCUAUAACAGAUGGUGUAUUCGUACAUUGCUCGACAGUGCACACUCCAGGCCUGCUAAGUCAGCAGUUGCAAUUCUCCCAAACGGGUCCAACUUGAAUGUUGCUGGCAUCAAUGAUAUGGUCAUCAAAACAGUCAAAGACACCUUACAAGAAUCGGUCAGCUUUUUGGAACGAUGCCUACCAAUCAACCGAGACAUCUCAGUACCGGCCAUGCAGACUUUCCAGGAGGCCCCGCCUCCCAAAGUCCAAGAAGCCCCGCCCACAGACACCCCUCCGACCAAUGGCAACGCAGCGACCACUUCUCCCCCAACCAAUCAGGAAGCAGCUUCACAGUCCAAGGAUCCCCUGCCUGUCCUCACCAAGGAGCAGUUUCUUUGCCUCUUGUGUUACGACCUCGGCAGUUUUUAUUUUCACCAGCGGAUUCUUCCCAGGGCCGUGGAGAUGUUCAGCAGAGUUGCCCUGCUACUGCCCUCGCUCUCAGGAUCAGUAUUCAGCGAUAUCGAUGCCUCGGCCCUGCAGGGAUACCUAGCGGCUUGCGGCGGGGGUCAGCGAGAAUGGCCGUCGCUCCAAGAGAUCCCACAAGGCCACCUGCUACAACAAAUAGAGAGAUCCAGACAGAUGGGAAUGAAGGGCACCAUUGAACUUCUUGAGGAGGACAAUCGUCGAUUGGAGACCCCCAUGUCUUACCGGGACCAUCUCCUCAACCUGGUCCUCUCGUCUCAGCCCAGCGUGGACAGCCAGACUGCCUUUCAAGUCGUGGCACUCCAUGUCAUCCGGAGGUUUAAGGAAGGGCUGACGUUGGUCCCACAGCACCUCAGUAUCCUCCGGAGGGCGACAGACAAGAAUCUGGAGGCCCUAGGAAUGUUUAUUAAAAGAGAAUUUCAACAGCAGAAAGAACGGAAUAAGACCAACAUCAAAACAUUACUGAGGGGUUUGUGCACUGACGACAGAGUCUCCAAGUUUCUUGGAAAGUCACUGCAAGACACGCUGACGGAUGAUGAAUUAUUGGCACUGUGCCAAAGAGCAACCACAGAGGAGAUUGUUGCCAUGGAGAUCGGGUCAUCUUCACAAACAGACAACAUGGCUCUGCAGUUAGGCAAUCUGGAACAGCGUCUACUCCUUACCAACAGUCACUCAGAGCUGGAGAGUAUACUAACCCAGCUGCACCGCUUGGGGCCUGGGAAACGUUACUCCAACAUCUGCAGCAAGUGGCAGAUCGAGAAAAGUUACGCCUUCAUCCUAGAUGGCAUGGGGAACAAGAAGACACAGGAUAUGCUAUUCUUGCUGCUGGUCAAAGCUCAACAUUGCACAGAAAUCAAGAAUUAUGCUGCUGCCAAAUCCUUGCUGGAGACGGCCCACGCCCUGGUGCGCGACACCUCCUUCAAGUUACAAAAGGCCCUGCUGCACGAGAUCCUGUAUAUUGAGCUGCUGAGCGGGGAAGCUGGUACCCGGCAGGUAGAACCAGGGAAGCCCACAGUGCCACAAAGGAUCCAGUCGUGUCUGGCCAGUGCCAAAAGCGAGCGAGACAUUACACCUAGAGAUAAGAUUCUAGAUCAGUGCAUCAUACACCUGCUCAACUCCGGAAACUGGGUGGAUGCCAUGGGUGCAGAUUUCAUCGGUACUUCGUACUCAAUAUUGGGUAAGGUGAUUGCCACGGCCUGCCAUGAUCUCUCCAUGCGCAAGGAUGCCACCAAGUCCUCCGCAUGUCUCUGGAAUGCCACCUUGCAGAUAUUCAGCUCCAGUAAUAAGCAGGUCAAGAGAAGCAGCUCUGGUAAGCCGGCCGGGACCGUACAGAGGGAAUCUAUGCUGGCUAUCAUGCUCAGGUCUGAUUUUCUCCAGUUCCUGAAGCAGCUGCGAUUCUCCCUGUGUCUGACCGUAAUGCUGUCAUGUAUUGUCAAACUUCAUAACAUCUUGAAAGAUGACUCCAUGAACGAGCUGUCCCAUGAGCACGCGCAGCUGUGGCCCACAACUAUCACCAAUGUGAGUUCCAUCAACAUAGACUCUGUUGCCAUGGUCAUGGGUCAGCUGAUCAGUCAUGUGAUCGCUAUUAAUCCCGGUCAGUCAUCUUGGCUCAGGACACAGGCGGAUUACCACUAUGCCAACAGCCAGUAUGCCUCGGCCUUACAGUUCUACCUGCAGUCUGCCAGCAUCCUGACCGGUCUCUUUGAGGUACCGGUUCCCCGCGACGUCUGGCCUGACUUGGUCUACCGUCGCCUGAUCAAAUGCUGUAAUCACCUGCAGUGCUACACCCAGGUGGCACUGCUGUGCCAACUGCUGCAGCCAGUAGAUUAUACCACGGCAUUCAAGGCACUGCAGGAGAAGUCAUGUUACGAUGCUGGUGACGCAUUAUAUGACUGCAUCUGGGACGUGACGCUACUAGAAUACCUCAUAUACCUCCACAACAAGAGGAAUGAGCAGGAAAAGAAGCAGAAAGCAAUUCAAGCACUGAGUGCAGCAGAACUCAAUACCAGUAAUCCCGAGAAUAUUCUGAGCGCGGCAGCCCAGAAGAGAGCUUGUAAAUUCCUGAGAGCAAUGGCCAAGCAGUACUUAUAGCACAAGGGAGGGGCAGGGACAGCAGAGGGAUGCAUCCAAUGAAUUUAAGAAUUCUUUUGUUGUUUUUGAGAGCUUACUUUUUGUUGCUCUCAUUCAGAACUACAAGACUAGGCCUGCCUACUUGGGAUGUACCCAAAAGACUCGGUUUAAGACAUAAUUUUUACUCGUUGACUCAUUCAGUCAGUCGGUGACUCAGUCAGUCACAGGACAGCAAGCUGGCCAUUGGGUUUCAGCAAAAGAGCGACAUGACAUAUAAUAAUUCAAAAUCACUACUGGUUAUGAUCUAGUAGAGUUUUGGGGAUUCCAGUCAGUGCUUACAGACUAAAACUUGAGUUAAAAUCUCCAUUUUAAUUUAAAAACCACUUCCAUUUUUAGUGUCAGUCACUGUGACGAACCUCUUUCAAGAACUUCACAAAGGUCUAUGAAUUUCAUUUCAAAGGCCCAAUGUUUCCCUUACGAAAUCAUAUAUUCUUGACAUGCUUUUCUUUCUUUUUUAACCCUUUUCCCAUGAAAAAGUGUAUUGAAUUGGAUAAAUCAAGGCUGGUAAGAUAAUUGAUUUGAGCACUUGUUCAACUGAAGAAAACACUUGUUAUAUUGCUCAUAUUCACUGAAUAUGAUGGAGUACAUAUUUUUUUUGUAAAUUCUCUACUCAUACACCAACGAGCAAACAAAAAUGAUGUUCUAUCCAAAAACAGUCCUCAAAUGUACACAUGGAAUUUGAUUAGUUCUUAUACAUGUAUUUUAUUGUCUGUGUAUGGUAUACAUAACUUAUCAUUGGCCUGCAAGCAGGGGGUUGAAAUAAAGAUUUUCUGAAGAAAAAAAACAUU
Messenger RNA from Patiria miniata (bat star), 3832 nucleotides. RefSeq names its product integrator complex subunit 8-like (gene ints8). Gene Ontology annotation, cellular component: integrator complex. Lineage: Eukaryota; Metazoa; Echinodermata; Asteroidea; Valvatida; Asterinidae. Bases 36 to 3005 code for a protein of 989 amino acids. Gene Ontology annotation, biological process: snRNA 3'-end processing. The record is from RefSeq and is a predicted model, not a curated record. The transcript has 21 exons.